This is a messenger RNA of Tupaia belangeri chinensis (Chinese tree shrew), 442 nucleotides long. Its product is annotated as mas-related G-protein coupled receptor member X2-like. The record is from RefSeq and is a predicted model, not a curated record. Gene Ontology annotation, cellular component: plasma membrane. Gene Ontology annotation, molecular function: G protein-coupled receptor activity. NCBI's taxonomy places the organism in Eukaryota, Metazoa, Chordata, Mammalia, Scandentia, Tupaiidae. The transcript has a single exon. The annotation marks the transcript as partial. Gene Ontology annotation, biological process: G protein-coupled receptor signaling pathway.
AUCUUCAACUUGUUGACCGUCAUUAUCGGGCUGAUUGGGCUGGCUGGAAAUGCAGUUGUGCUCUGGCUCCUGGGUUUCCGCAUGCGUCGAAAUGCCUUCUCCGUCUACAUCCUCAACCUGGCCGGGGCCGACUUCCUCUUACUCUGCACCUAUGUUGUAUAUUCCUUGCUGGAACUCAUGAACAUCUUCGUUCCCAACAUCAUCUACCACAUCGUCUUCAUGACUGUGACAAUCUCCUCCUACAUUGCAGGUCUGAGCAUUCUCAGCGCCAUUAGCACCGAGCGCUGCCUGUCGGUCCUGUGCCCCAUCUGGUACCGCUGCCGCCGCCCAAGACACCUAUCAGCUGUCAUGUGUGCCCUGCUCUGGGCUCUGUCUCUGCUGAUGAACAUCUUCAUCGGGUCCCACUGUCGUUUCCUAUUUAUGAUUCAUGGCUACUAUCAAU